Macadamia integrifolia is the source of this 884-nucleotide messenger RNA. Its product is annotated as dirigent protein 22-like. The transcript has a single exon. Bases 115 to 714 code for a protein of 199 amino acids. Lineage: Eukaryota; Viridiplantae; Streptophyta; Magnoliopsida; Proteales; Proteaceae. The record is from RefSeq and is a predicted model, not a curated record.
CCAGGCUUUCCUUCACAGUCACUCCUGCAGAUCUGUGUUCGACCAUGUCCAUAUGCAACAAUAUAAAAACCCUGCUCUUCAAUAAAUAGUCAUCUCCUUUCCUAGUCCAGAUCCAUGUAUAUUUGGUCCCCAAUGGCUAGAACAGUGCUGCCCAAAUCUGUUUUUAUGUUCAUGAUCAUAUGCUUCAUCUUUUUCGCCGUCGAUGGAAACCCAUUUGGGUCCUCCUCCAAGAUCCAUGGUCCAGCUACAACUGGCUACAAAGAGGAAAAGCUAAGUCACUUUCGUGUCUACUGGCAUGACAUUGCUAGUGGCCGUAACCCCACAGCAGUACCAGUUGCAGCGGCGGCAACCACGAACAAAUCAGCCACUGGAUUUGGCGGCGUGAUUGUGAUCGAUGAUCCAUUGACAGAAGGGCCAGAAUUGAGUUCGAAGCUUGUUGGAAAAGCACAAGGGCUGUAUACCUUAGCAUCACAAAAUGAUGUGAGCUUGUUAAUGGCCAUGAACUUUGCUUUCAUGGAAGGGAAGUACAAUGGAAGCUCCAUAACUAUACUGGGAAGAAACUCAGUGUUCUUGAAAGUGAGAGAGAUGCCGGUGAUCGGAGGGAGUGGACUAUUCCGAUUUGCUAGAGGGUAUGUACAGGCCAGUACUUACAAGUUCAAUCCUAGAACAGGAGAUGCCAUUGUUGAGUAUAAUGUCUUCGUCUUUCAUUAUUGAAACCUUUAGUGGAGCUUCUUAAUUUUUCAUUAUCUUUCUUUUCUUUGUUGAGGCAAUCAUGAGUUGGGAGUUAUUUAAUGUGGCUGCAAUGAACCCUCAUGUUUAACUUCUUUUGAGCCCAAUUAAUGUGUAACUUGUUAUUAUUAAGGCAAUUUCUCUACUUAGUUCAA